Pterocles gutturalis (yellow-throated sandgrouse) is the source of this 5712-nucleotide messenger RNA. RefSeq names its product collagen, type IV, alpha 5 (gene COL4A5). Gene Ontology annotation, cellular component: basement membrane; collagen trimer. Bases 1 to 5007 code for a protein of 1668 amino acids. NCBI's taxonomy places the organism in Eukaryota, Metazoa, Chordata, Aves, Pterocliformes, Pteroclidae. Gene Ontology annotation, molecular function: extracellular matrix structural constituent. The transcript has 52 exons. The record is from RefSeq and is a predicted model, not a curated record.
AUGUCUUUAAAGGCUUGCCAUGGAUGUACGUCUGUAUCCAAAUGUGAUUGCAGUGGAGUGAAAGGUGAAAAGGGUGAAAGAGGAUUCCCAGGCUUGGAAGGACAGCCAGGUUUGCCUGGAUUUCCAGGACCUGAAGGACCACCUGGUCCAAGAGGCUUGAAGGGUGAUGAUGGACUUCCAGGACCUAUUGGACCCAAAGGAAUCAGAGGACCGCCAGGUCUUCCAGGAUUUCCAGGAACACCAGGACUUCCUGGUUUACCAGGACAAGAUGGGCCACCAGGACCUCAGGGUAUCCCAGGAUGCAAUGGAACAAAGGGAGAGCGUGGAUUCCCUGGCAGUCCAGGUUUUCCUGGUUUACAAGGGCCUCCUGGACCUCCUGGUCUGCCAGGUAUGAAGGGUGAAGCAGGUGAAAUAAUUACAUCCUUGCUGCCAGGACAGAAGGGUGACCCAGGAUUUCCAGGUCUUCCAGGGAUACCUGGCCCACCCGGCUCCGUGGGAGUACCAGGUCCAAUUGGCCCUCCAGGGCCCCCGGGUUUGACAGGACCUCCUGGUCCACCAGGGCUGCCAGGACCUAAGGGUAAUAUGGGUUUGAAUUUCCAAGGACCCAAAGGUGAAAAAGGUGAACAAGGUCUUCAGGGACCUCCAGGGCCACCAGGACAAAUUGGAGAACAGAAGAGACCAAAUGACAUUGAGUUUCAGAAAGGAGAUCAGGGUAUUCCAGGUGAUCCAGGUCCACCAGGACUUCCUGGGCCACAAGGCCCUCCUGGUCUUCCCGGUGGCGUAAAAGGUGAAAAAGGUGAGCAAGGAGAACCAGGCAAAAGAGGAAAGCCUGGCAAAGAUGGAGAACCUGGCCAGCCUGGUAGGGAUGGUUUACCCGGUGGACCUGGAAUGAAUGGUGUUCCAGGAAGGGACGGUGAAAAGGGUGAAAAAGGUGACAUUGGUCCCCCUGGUCCUCCUGGAAUUGUCAUUUCAAGACCAGGCAUUGAUGCAGCAGUGGGACCAAAAGGUAGCAAAGGAUUGCCAGGACUUCCAGGAGCCAAAGGGGAGCGUGGAUUCUCUGGCAGACCAGGCCCUCCUGGCUUGCCAGGUUCUCCAGGGAUCACUACUGUUGGACCUCCUGGCCCACCUGGCUUACCUGGUGAGAGAGGACAAAAGGGAGAUCCAGGUUUACCUGGUGUUUCUAUUCCUGGGCAACCAGGACCUGAUGGACCACGAGGACCUCCAGGACCACCAGGUCCCCCAGGGCCACCUGCACCAUCUAUUCCUCCUGGUGAAGGGUUAUGUGAGCAGGGGCCGCCAGGUCCUCCAGGAAUUCCGGGACAACAAGGCUUUACAGGGGAGCGAGGCCAAAAAGGUGAUCAAGGAGACACAUGCUUCAAUUGCAUAGGAACUGGAAUAACUGGGCCUCCUGGUGAGAGAGGACCACCAGGACCUCCGGGUAGUCCAGGUUCUCCUGGUUUUCCUGGACCAAAAGGUGAAAAGGGGCUUCCUGGAUUAACUGGCCUUGUAGGGCCACCAGGAUUUCCGGGGCCCCCAGGCGCUCCUGGGAGACCUGGUCCUAAAGGAGACCCAGGGGAUGUCCUGACUUCUCCAAGAAUGAAAGGUGACAAAGGAGAACCUGGCUUCCCAGGACCUCCAGGUCUUCCUGGCUUAGAUGGCACUCCUGGACGAGAUGGACUGCCAGGUCUACCUGGCCCUAAGGGGGAACCUGGCAGUGUUGCAUUCAAAGGAGAAAUGGGUAUUCCAGGUGAUCCAGGAAUACCAGGUCCUCCUGGAGACAAAGGACUUCCUGGACCUCCUGGUUUUGGUCCACAAGGUUCACCUGGUGAAAAGGGCAUCCAAGGUGUAUCAGGCCGUCCAGGGCCUCCUGGAGUUCCUGGUCCAAAAGGUGACCCUGGCCAGACUAUUACAGAACCAGGAGUUCCUGGUCCCCCUGGUCCUCCAGGAAGAAGCGGUGACCCAGGUCUUCCAGGAGAUCCUGGUCAGCCAGGUCAGCGUGGCUUACCAGGCAUCCCAGGUGCAAAGGGAGACCCGGGUAUUCCUGGCAUUGGACUUCCAGGUCCACCAGGCCCAAAAGGUUUCCCAGGGACUCCAGGCCCUCCUGGAGCUCCAGGAACUCCAGGUCGGCCUGGUCUAGAUGGACCUCCUGGACCACCUGGUUUCCCAGGACAGAAGGGAGAUCGUGGAUUUGGAGUUCCGGGACCACCUGGACCUCCAGGACCACCAGGCACAAAAGGAGUUCAAGGACCUAAAGGUGAUCCUGGCUUCCCAGGAAGCCCCGGUCUCCCAGGACGGGCCGGUUUUGAUGGAACUCCAGGGCCCAAAGGUGACCCUGGACCAAGCGGACCACCAGGACUCCCAGGCCCACCAGGCAUCCCUGGCAUUGGUGGACAAGGUCCACCUGGACCUCCAGGACCUCCGGGUCCUGUUGGCCCCCCAGGGUUGCAGGGCCUUCCAGGAGAGAAAGGGGAUCCGGGUCCUCCAGGCUUCGACGUUCCUGGUCCUCCAGGUGACCGAGGAACCCCAGGUUAUCCAGGACCCCCUGGUCUCCCAGGGCCUCAGGGUUCACCUGGACCACCUGGCCGGGAUGGAAUACCUGGAUUUCCAGGUGCCAAAGGUGAGAUGGGCGUCAUGGGAGCUCCUGGUCCUCCAGGGCCUCCAGGAACUCCUGGAAGAAGUGGCCUGCCUGGCUUGAAAGGUAAUAAUGGACUACCUGGUCCACCUGGGCCUCCUGGACCAGUAGGACAGAAAGGCAUCAAAGGUGAAGCAGGCCUGCCAGGUCCGCCUGGAAAAGUUGAUCCGAAACAGCUAGGAGCAAAAGGAGAAAAAGGCGAGCCCGGUGUUCCAGGUAUUCCUGGUUUAUCAGGACAGAAAGGUUAUCAAGGUCUCCCAGGUGACCCAGGCCCACCAGGACUUACUGGCCCACCAGGUGUGCCAGGAUUGCCAGGCAUCAAGGGAGACACAGGGCUUCCUGGGCAGCCAGGACCAACAGGACCUCCAGGGUUAAAAGGUGCCAUGGGAGAGAUGGGCCUUCCAGGUCCCCCAGGGAUUAAAGGCAGCCAAGGAAUAGUAGGACGUCCAGGGCAGCCUGGGCCUGCAGGAUUUCCUGGACUUAAAGGGGAGAAGGGUGACCCAGGUCUUCCAAGCAUCGGUAUUCCUGGUCUCCCUGGACCAAAGGGUGAUAUUGGUUUGCCUGGAUACCCAGGUGCUCCAGGCAGUAAAGGAAUAGCAGGAAAUCCUGGUUUGCCUGGAUUUCCAGGCAGUCCAGGUGCAAAAGGAGAACCAGGCCUUCCUGGAUUCCCAGGAACGCCAGGAAUUCCAGGACCAAAAGGUAUUGAGGGGCCUCCAGGUAAUCCUGGCCUGCCUGGACCACCCGGGCCAGUAGGUGACAUUGGUCGUCCUGGUCCUCCUGGUCCUGCAGGGGAGAAGGGACAGCCUGGUCGAGAUGGUAUCCCUGGGCCAGCUGGUCAGAAGGGCGAGCCAGGUCUACCAGGUUUUGGGCGCCCAGGACCUCCAGGACUCCCAGGAUUGUCAGGGCAAAAAGGAGAACUGGGGUUACCUGGCCCACCGGGGCCCCCUGGGCUUCCAGGUCUGAAGGGAGAACCAGGUUUCCAGGGAUUCCCUGGUCUACAGGGUCCACCAGGUCCACCAGGAUUACCAGGGCCACCUCUGGAAGGUCCUAAAGGUAGCCCUGGCCCCCCAGGUGUUCCAGGAAGGCCAGGUCCCUCAGGUCCUCCAGGUCCACCAGGCCCAGAAGGUCCACGAGGGCCACCAGGCAAUGGAGGACUUAAAGGGGAAAAAGGGAACCCGGGUCCACCUGGCCCCCCUGGCCUGCCUGGUCAAAAGGGAGAUCAAGGACAACCCGGACGCCAGGGGGAUCCUGGUCGUCCAGGUCUGAAUGGAAUGAAGGGCGACCCUGGGGUUCCAGGCGUUCCAGGAUUCCCAGGUAUGAAGGGUCCCACUGGACCUGCAGGACCCGCUGGCCUCACAGGCAGUCAAGGACUGCCAGGCCCACCAGGUCCACCGGGUUUGCCAGGUACCAUCGGACGAAGCAUUGUUGUCAAAGGUGACCCUGGUCCCCCGGGUCCUCCAGGACAGCCUGGGUCGAAAGGGCCACCUGGAUUGCCAGGGCCACAGGGAUUGCCAGGUCCAAUUGGUCUUCCUGGUGACCCAGGACAAGAUGGACUACCUGGUUUUGAUGGUCCAGCAGGACGUAAAGGAGAGAGAGGUCUUCCAGGCCAACCAGGUUCACGAGGAAUACAGGGACCUCCUGGUCCUGAUGGCUUACAAGGCCCACCCGGUCCUCCUGGAACAGCUUCUGUUGCUCACGGAUUCCUUAUAACUCGGCACAGCCAGACCAGGGACACACCACUAUGUCCACAAGGAACAUCAAGAAUAUAUGAUGGAUUCUCUCUUCUGUACGUGCAAGGAAAUGAGAGAGCACAUGGCCAGGAUUUGGGUACUGCUGGGAGCUGUCUUAGACGUUUCAGCACCAUGCCCUUCAUGUUCUGCAACAUCAACAAUGUUUGUAAUUUUGCAUCAAGGAAUGACUAUUCCUACUGGCUAUCAACUCCAGAGCCGAUGCCGAUGAGCAUGGAGCCGCUGACUGGGCAAAGCAUCCAGCCAUUCAUUAGCCGCUGUGUUGUGUGUGAAGCUCCUGCCAUGGUGAUAGCUGUGCACAGUCAGACCAUCCAGAUUCCUUCGUGUCCUCAAGGCUGGGACUCCCUUUGGAUCGGUUACUCUUUCAUGAUGCACACUAGUGCUGGAGCAGAGGGCUCUGGACAGGCCUUGGCAUCACCGGGAUCCUGUUUAGAAGAAUUCCGCUCAGCUCCGUUUAUUGAAUGCCACGGUCGUGGCACCUGUAAUUACUACGCCAAUUCAUAUAGUUUCUGGCUGGCAACUGUAGAGGUGUCAGAAAUGUUCAGUAAACCUCAGUCAGAGACACUGAAAGCUGGAGACUUGAGGACGCGUAUUAGUCGGUGUCAAGUUUGCAUGAAGAAGACGUAAUGUCUUGGAAAAUGUUUUAUAAAACAGUUGAAAAUUCCUAAGAUGCACUGUCUUCCAGCUGCAACAAUGGUGCUACUGUGCAGAAAGAAAAUAAAAAAAACAAAUCCAAACUGUUUUAACCAUGCAAAUUCAAGUGUACCUCACUGGUGUGCCAAACUAAGGGUUGUUUGGUACACAUUUGACAACAGGACUAAGAUGAAAGAAUUGACCUCUUGGAAACGGAAGAGAACACUUGAGGUUCACAAAGGAUCAGAAGAUGAAAUUUUUCAUUUCUCUCCCUGUACCAAAAUGGCACCUUUUUGAUCAACCAAGAGAACCACGAUGCACUGAGUAUGUUUAAAAUAACAAGACUGCAGUUUUGAAAAACAUUUUUCAUGGUGCUACUAACCCUACUGUAUCCCAGGUUUUUAAUAUGAAAUUGUAAGCUUAUUUCUCUUUGUAAGUAAUGAAAUGUGUAUAUUGUGUAAACACGUUUUUAGUUGAAACUUUCAGUCAUUUAGAAACAAACCAGACUCUGAUAUAAAAAUGCUUAUGUCUAAAAUUAAAACAUACAGCAGUAUUUUAUUAUGAAACUUGUGGUACAGAGAGACUUUACCCCUCUUACACCAACUUAUUCAUUUAGUAUUUCAUUUCCUUCCUCAGUUACCAACCUGAUAACUUUGGGGAAUGCACAAUUAUUCUGAAGUCAUUUUGAUCAGGGUUUUU